This is a messenger RNA of Entrophospora sp. SA101, 375 nucleotides long. The record is from the annotation of a GenBank genome assembly. Lineage: Eukaryota; Fungi; Glomeromycota; Glomeromycetes; Entrophosporales; Entrophosporaceae.
AUGAACUCAUUAGUCGAAACAUUUAACAAUUUUUGUCCUCCAGCAGUUAAUACCAAAGAAUGGCUCGACUCUUUUAACCCCUUCAUAAGCACAACAAGCUCACGUUGUAGUAACAAUACUGCUUUCUCUGAUAAAUCCGCAACUUGUCAAGAAUGUGGCAAACUUUACAUGGGUAAUAACUCACGUUCCAUUUUGAGACGUCACUUGGCACAAAUUCAUAAAGUAACAUUGCGCCGCGGAACACGCUGGGAUAGUAACCCAAAUCGUCCUAAAAAUGAUGAAGAAAGGCGUCAACGAAUGUUAGAGUCGAAACGAAAAUCGGCCCAAAAAUUAAGAGCAAGAAAAAAGGCUUCAAUAAAAAGUCUUGUGUUUUAA